AACCUUUUGUUAUGUAUGUUUGAACGUGGUGGUUCACAGCCAGAACAUCGAACCAUCGAUGUAGUCGUGUACACCCAGAACGACAAACGACUGUGGAGCUCCCUCGAUAACUCGUUGAGGAUAAUAUGGAGGAAGACAGGCAGGCAGGCAGAGGAAGACAGCCCAGAAGCACAAUCCGUCGCACAGCUCAUGUCAAAAGUCAGGGAGAUCAUUGAGGUGAGUGAACUGUUGAAACACCUCAUCGAACAGCACCCUCCCUCCGACGGCGACAGUGAAAGUGUGUCCGGUAUCAUAGGCAGAGCACUCCAGCCUUAUGUUGACCAGCUAAAUCAUCACCACAACGCAUUGCGGCAGAGACAAAUUACAGACUUCUUUCAUCAACAACAGCAGCCACCUCAGCCACCUGUACUACGUCAAGCUGACUUUGAGAGUUUUCAAGAGGACGAUAAGUUACUCGAAGAGUUAGUGCCGGGUGGGGACCACUAACUCUCUACCCUCUAGCCUCGGAAUCCCUUCCUUCAAGACCAGCUCAAGUCUGUAAGUACAGUAACAUUCCCAGUAACAAAUGUAUUCUUCCUUAUUGUACCCUUUUCAUCACUUUGUAAUAAACCUAGCCAUGCCUAUGUGUGUUUCAGAUACUUUCCAUAACAUUAUCUAUAUCUAUAGUGGGUCUAAAUGGUU
Messenger RNA from Homarus americanus (American lobster), 681 nucleotides. RefSeq lists its product as uncharacterized. Lineage: Eukaryota; Metazoa; Arthropoda; Malacostraca; Decapoda; Nephropidae. The transcript is spliced from 2 exons. The coding region runs from base 16 to 486 and encodes 156 amino acids. The record is from RefSeq and is a predicted model, not a curated record.